This is a messenger RNA of Cucurbita moschata (crookneck pumpkin), 930 nucleotides long. RefSeq names its product LOB domain-containing protein 25-like. The transcript is spliced from 2 exons. Lineage: Eukaryota; Viridiplantae; Streptophyta; Magnoliopsida; Cucurbitales; Cucurbitaceae. The record is from RefSeq and is a predicted model, not a curated record. Bases 82 to 651 code for a protein of 189 amino acids.
CUCUCUCUCUCUCUCUCUCUCUCUCUCUCUCUCUCUCCCCAUGGCUGCAAGUUCAUUUUGCUUAAGGUUUUCAAACAAGAGAUGUUGAAACAACAGCUGAAACAAAGGAAGGAAAUGGAAAAAAAUUAUGGGAAGAUGUCUUCUUCCACCUACUCCAAUUCUCCUUGUGCAGCCUGCAAGUUCCUACGUCGAAAAUGUCUCCCGAACUGCGUUUUCGCGCCGUAUUUCCCGUCGGAGGAGCCACAAAAGUUCGCCAACGUUCACAAGAUCUUCGGAGCUAGCAAUGUCAGCAAACUACUAAACGAGGUCCAGCCACACCAACGAGAGGACGCCGUGAACUCGCUCGCUUACGAGGCCGAGGCAAGGAUGAAAGACCCCGUCUACGGCUGCGUCGGCGCCAUCUCGAUCCUCCAAAGACAAGUCAUCAAGCUUCAAAGAGAACUCGACGCUACCAACGCUAACCUCAUUCGCUACGCCUGCAGUGAACUCCCUGCCCCAUCAUCGUCGUCGUCAUCGCAGUAUGCUCGGAGAUCGUCGUCAACAAGUCACAUCGGAAGCUCAUCGACCUCUAGCUAUGGCCAUUACUAUUCUGGCCUCUACUUUUGUGGCCCUUGUGGAGAUGACCAUGACAAAGGAGAAGAACACAAGUAAAAUUUUCCAUUUAUGUUGAUAUGGAUAUGAAAUUUUAUGCAUUUUGCUUAAUAAAUAUAAAAGAUAAUUGCAAAUCACACCCUUUCACUUCGUGUAAUUUGCAAAAAUGGUCUCAAACAUUCAUAAUUUGCAAAUAAUUUUAAAAAUUUAGAGAUGAUUUUGAAAAUAUACAAAAGUGGAAGGUGUAAUUUGCAAUUAUCUUGAUAUAUAUAAAUAUGUGUCGUAUAUUUUAAGGUUUGCCCAUGUCCUUGUAGGGUUUAAUGUAACCUAUUUCUAUUA